Messenger RNA from Punica granatum (pomegranate), 2588 nucleotides. Lineage: Eukaryota; Viridiplantae; Streptophyta; Magnoliopsida; Myrtales; Lythraceae. The record is from RefSeq and is a predicted model, not a curated record.
UUUCUUUUCUUCUGUUUUUUUUUUUUCAAGUGUGUAUACACACACAUAUACACACCACAUAUAUAUAUAUAUAUAUAUAUAGAUAUAAAACUCGCGCCACCAAAACCCACACCCAACCAACCCCCCGGAGGGCCCUUUCCGCCAAGGUAUUGGAGUCAAGCCUCCGACCUUCUGCUCCUCGGUCCCGUUCUUGGCGGGAGCCGCCUAUUCUCGCUCUGUUGGCGGUGAAGUGCAUGCACCCUUCCUGUUGUUUUGUGCGAGUUUGGUGUUUACUGGAGUUUGUCCAAUGCUUGUUUCUCUCAGGCCAGGCCCCCUCACCCCCAACGAAGUCGGAUUGCUGCGCGUUCCCAUUGAUCACUCGGCAUUUGAUUGUGCCGAUACGCCGUUUCUUACUGGACACGUCAUAGGGUUCUAUGCGUACUUUCCAUUUCGUUUAUCCAUGAUGACUGCAUCUCAUCUAUUGUCAGAUUCUCAUCACCUCUCCAACCCUGUAUUAUCUGCUAUGACGAAUUGCUACCACUGAUUGAGUCGGCAUUGGCUUCGUCUUGUUCCUUUAGGUUUUCGUGCUUAACUUGUUUUCUCUUAGCGUCCGCAAGGCUCGGUCUAGACCUUGCCCUUUCACUCUAUAACGCAGCGCUUUUACAAAAAUUCAUCAUGAAUGAAUGUGCUCCGGCUCUGCAAUCCCCGAGGCUUUUUUUUUUCUCCUUUUCCUGUUAUUACCUUGCUACUACUUGUUUUAUUUCUAAUACAUUGUUUUGAUGGUGCUUACUGUUUUUCCACAUUGCUUCCUUUACCUGAAAUGCUCCAGUUGCAAUUGUUCUGCUGCUAAUCUUAAAAUAUUCAAUUACCUGUGACAGGAACUUAUUUCCCUGUUAGAUUCAGUGCAUUGUGCAGCUCUUACUGCUUUUGUGUAUGGAUAAUUAAGGAUGCCGCUCUACAAAAGAAAGCCCUUCUCCCUGGUAGAAACGCCUAUACAGUCGGAGCCCACAGGACUAGUAUGCCAAGUUCUGCAAUCUUCUGGUGUUGAACUGUAUGGAAAAAAAGAAGAUGGUGUGUUUCCAUGCAGAAUUAUGAAGACACGGAAUCUGCCACCCAGCAAUUUGGUUCUCAUAAUAGAGACUCACUCAACUCUACUGUGGUUGCUUAUAAAGGAUGAUGGUGAAUAUUCUUCAUACGUACAGGGAAAGAGGCGUAAGUCAAAGGGUCAUUAUGGUCCUAUAGAAGCUCAUGCAAAAUUAGAAAUUCUCCGGAUGCUGGUGAAUCAUGCCCUUGAGACUGAUCUUGUUAGAGAGCUGUUGGAUGAGUAUAUAGAACAAUGGCAUGAACUUGCAGCCACAAGAAGAGGGGAAGCCCUGCAAGAAGCCAAGAAAGAAAGAGAAGUGAAGGCCCAAUCUGACUCCGACACAGCUAUUAAUGAGAAUAGCCUCAAUGAUGUAGACAAAGGCGGAUUGGAUAAUUAUGAUGUGAAGCAAAGCAGCGAAAUAGCAUUGAAGAAAAACAAUCAUGUGUCAAAGAAAAGUGUGAGCAACCGUGCCAAUAGUGCUUCCAAGAAUAAUGCCAGGUUGCAGAAGGGGGAUGCUGCAGUUAGGGGUAGCAGCAUUCAGCAUUCCCACAAUAAGGGAUCGCAUCAAAUGGUGUUGAAACAGGGCACUAAUGAAAGAAAAGUUUCCAUUAGAAGUAAAGAACAGAGGAAACAACAUUACGAGAGGGUGAUGGAGAAACGCUUAUACAUACCAAUCCUUUGGGGAGAGACAGACACCACAACAGCUAUUGGUGGUUUCGGCGUGAUGGAAGGAUAUUUGUUGAGAGUUCAGAUCACAAGCUGUGGGGAUAUUACAAUACAAAGGAAGAGCUUGAUUUGCUGAUCCACUCAUUGAACUGCAAGUGUGAAAGAGAGAAGGCUCUUCAUAGUCAGCUUGAGAAAUAUAACACCAGAAUAUGUUCAAUAUUUCUCAUGUCCCAUAUGCUGGACUGGAGUUCUGCAAUAAGAGAGAAAAAAGAAAGGGCUAGGAAAGGAGAAGCUAAAUCCAGAGUAUUGCCACCAACUUCAUUGGCAAGGUAAGAAAAGCCUCAAUGGUCUCUGCCGAAACAUGGCCUUCUCCGAUGGAAUGGUGUAAAAAGCAUCAUAAAUAUCAAUCGUUACCAACUGAUAUGUAAGGAACGACAUCGAUCAACAAACACAGAACCCAUCAGUCAGAUGGACUAGACAGAGUUCAUUCACAAGAACAAAAAGUUUAGUUUGAAACGAUAAGCUCAAGAACGGAGGAAGACAGGUUUGUCCCUUUCAUUAUUAAAGAAACCGUGCUGGGAAAGGAGCAUCUCCCCCUCCGCUGGACUUGAGAGUGGACCCCCGGCCCCCACCUACCAAUUGGGGUCCCCAGUGGAUGGAGAUCAUCGGAGGUGUUUGACACUCUGAUGACUCGGGGCAGUCGCCAGCGGGCUCCUCAGGCUAUGAGGGGCAAGUCCCCAAACGACAAUCUGUUUUUCGGCUUUUUCUAUAUCUUAUUCAUUUUUUAAUUUCAAUUUUUUCAGAUUUUUUCUCUUCUCAAAAAUUUCGAAGAUUAUAAUAAUAAUAAAUCAUUUUUGGA